Messenger RNA from Nelumbo nucifera (sacred lotus), 3343 nucleotides. RefSeq names its product hAT dimerization domain-containing protein. The record is from RefSeq and is a predicted model, not a curated record. Gene Ontology annotation, molecular function: protein dimerization activity; DNA binding. Lineage: Eukaryota; Viridiplantae; Streptophyta; Magnoliopsida; Proteales; Nelumbonaceae.
UGACUCGGUAUACUUCAUUGACUCGGUUUUGAAGCUUGAAUCGACGGAGAGGAAGGAGAAGGAGAAAGAAGAAGAUGGAGAGGAAAUCGAUCUCAGAAAUUGGGAUUUCCAAGAGGAAGAAUCGAUCUCAGGCUCAUCAAGUAAAUAGAGUCAAAUUGGUAUCAGAGCAUUAGUAACAACCUUCCUGUAGUCUCUGCCUCUCUGUAAGAUGCCUUACUGAUGCCACUGCCCAUAUGGAUGAUAUUGGGAAGCACACGAUGGACCUGCACCACAACAGAAAAAAACCUAGAUCCUGUUAUCUUUCUCCAAAUAUGCAGCCAAACCAGAAAAGGAUAGAAGCUGCUGCAAGUGUGCAACUCGCUGAAUGGUUGAAGAGAUGGCCCCAGUUCGCUCAACAGGUUUUGUUGACCCUGGCUGGGAGCAUGGCAUUGCCCAAGAUGAGAGAAAAAAGAAGGUAAAAUGCAAUUAUUGUGGAAAAAUAGUUAGUGGUGGAAUAUAUAGAUUGAAGCAGCAUUUAGCUAGAAUUUCUGGUGAAGUUACAUAUUGUAAAAAGGCUCCAGAGGAAGUAUACCUUAAAAUGAAAGAAAAUCUGGAAGGAUGUCGAUCUAGUAAGAAACAGAGACAAUCUGAAGAUGAAGAACAAGCAUCCUUGGAUUUUCAUUCUAAUGAUGAUUAUGAAGAGGAAGAAGGGCCUGUUGUCUUUAAAAGAAAGGGAAAACAAGUGACUGGUGAUAAGAACUUAGUUAUAAGUCUGGCUCCUCUUCGAUCAUUGGGAUAUGUGGACCCUGGUUGGGAACAUGGCAUUGCUCAAGAUGAUAGGAAAAAAAAGGUAAAAUGCAAUUAUUGUGAAAAAAUAGUUAGUGGAGGUAUAAACAGGUUUAAACAGCAUCUAGCUAGGAUCCCUGGCGAGGUUGCAUAUUGUAAAAAGGCUCCAGAGGAAGUAUAUCUUAAGAUGAAGGAGAACAUGAAAUGGCACCGAACUGGCAGGAGACAGCGUCGACCUGAUGCUAAAGAGAUAGCAGCUUUCUACAUGCAUUCAGAUAAUGAUGAUGAAGAGGAGCAAGAUGAAGAUCUUCUACACAAAGAAAAGAUGGUCAUUGGUGACAAAAGUUUGGGUAAUGACAUAAGAAAGAGAUUUAGGGGAAGGUCCCCUAGUACUGCUACACCUGGUAGUGAACCUCAGUUGAAAAGGUCAAGAUUGGAUUCUGUCAUUCUAAGGACACCAAGGAGUCAAACACCAACAUCCUACAAGCAAGUAAAAUCAAAGGCAGCAUCUGAUAAAAAAACUCGUAAGGAAGUGCUUUCUGCGAUUUGCAAAUUCUUUUAUCAUGCUGCAAUUCCUUUAAAUGCAGCCAACUCCCCAUACUUCCAUAAGAUGCUGGAUUUGGUUGCGCAACAUGGCCAAGGUCUGAAAGGCCCUUCUAGCCGAUUGAUAUCAGGUCGAUUUCUCCAGGAUGAAAUUGCAUCCAUUAAGGAGUACCUUGUGGAAUUCAAGGUAUCUUGGGCAAUUACUGGCUGUACCGUCAUGGCAGAUAGUUGGAAAGAUGCACAAGAUAGGACACUAAUAAACUUUUUGGUAUCUUGCCCACGUGGUGUAUACUUUGUUUCCUCUGUUGAUGCAACAGACAUAGUAGAGGAUUCUUCAAGCCUCUUUAAAUUGUUGGACAAAGUGGUAGAGGAGAUGGGUGAGGAAAAUGUUGUACAGGUAAUCACUGAGAACACUGCCAGUUAUAAGGCUGCUGGAAAGAUGCUUGAGGAGAAGAGAAAGAAUUUAUUCUGGACACCUUGUGCUGCCUUUUGUAUUGAUCGAAUGCUUGAAGACUUUGUGAAGAUAAAAUGGGUUGGAGAGUGCAUGGAAAAAGGCAAGAAAAUCACAAAAUUUAUAUACAACCGAACAUGGUUGUUAAAUCUCAUGAAAAAAGAAUUCACAGAGGGGCAGGAACUUCUACGGCCAGCUAUUACAAGGUUUUCCACCAGUUUUGCUACUUUACAAAGCUUGUUGGACCAUAGGAUUGGGCUCAAAAAAAUGUUCCAAUCAAAUAAAUGGCUCUCAUCCCAGUUCUCCAAAUUAGAUGAAGGUAUGGAAGUGGAAAAAGUUGUAUUGAAUUCUACAUUUUGGAAGAAGAUGCAGUAUGUGAGAAAAUCUGUGGACCCAAUUUUGCAAGUACUUCAAAAGGUGGAUAGUGAGAAAAGCCUGUCAGUGCCAUGCAUUUAUAACGAUAUGUAUAGAGCUAAGCUUGCAAUUAAGGCUAUUCAUGGUGAUGAUCUGAGGAAAUAUGGAUCAUUCUGGACUGUGAUAGACAAUCACUGGAAUUCAUUAUUCCACCAUCCUCUAUAUGUUGCAGCUUACUUCCUUAAUCCAUCAUACCGCUAUCGCCCCGAUUUUCUAGCGCAUCCUGAAGUAAUUCGUGGAUUGAACGAAUGCAUAGUUCGACUUGAACCGGAUAAUGGAAGGAGGAUUGCUGCAUCUAUGCAGAUUUCUGAUUUUGUCUCUGCAAAAGCCGACUUUGGAACUGAAUUAGCCAUAAGUACAAGAACAGAGCUUGAUCCAGCUGCAUGGUGGCAACAACAUGGUAUAAAUUGCUUGGAGCUGCAACGGAUAGCCAUCCGCAUAUUAAGUCAGACAUGCUCAUCUUUUGGAUGUGAGCAUAACUGGAGUACGUAUGAUCAGAUUCAUAGCAAGAGACGCAAUCGUUUAGGUCAAAAAAGAUUGAAUGAUCUUAUAUAUGUCCACUACAACUUGCGUCUUAGAGAACGACAGUUAAGAAGGAAGUCUGAUGAUUCUUUCUGCCUAGACAAUGUGCUGCUAGAGAGCCUACUGGAUGACUGGAUUGUGGAGACAGAGAAACAAGCUUUGCAGGAAGAUGAGGAAAUUCUUUAUAAUGAGAUGGAGCAAACUGAAGCAGAUGAAAAUGAGGUAAAUGAAAAUGAAGAUGGAAAUGCAGAAGGAAGAAAGGGAGCUGUGGAAAUGGGAGUAUUGCCUCUUGUAGUUACUCCAAUGGAGGUUAAUCCUGCCACUAUGGUCGCUGCCACUGAUGAUGAUGAUGAUCUCGACUUUCUUGAUGAUGAUUUGACUGAUUAGGUUAAUGUGGAUCAUCUCAACAUGGAUGUAGUCAAUUAGAGCAGCACUAGAAUUACUGAACAUUGAUAAAUGCAGUGCAUGGAAAUUGCAAAAGCAAUUCUGUUGAUGUAAUUUGUUCUGUAAUUUAUUAUUCCAAAGGUAAUAACACUUAGCAAAUUGAUUGAAGUUGAUGAUUCCCGUUCUUUCUAUAUUGACGCCUUUCUAGGAAAACCGUGAUUGGUUGCAGAGAGUAUAAAUGGCCUCAAUUUUGAUUUAUCUACA